Molecule: messenger RNA, 1219 nt
Organism: Rhinopithecus roxellana (golden snub-nosed monkey)
Lineage: Eukaryota; Metazoa; Chordata; Mammalia; Primates; Cercopithecidae
Gene: EEF1B2
Product: eukaryotic translation elongation factor 1 beta 2
Exons: 6
Coding region: 497-1174 (225 amino acids)
Biological process (GO): translational elongation
Cellular component (GO): cytosol; eukaryotic translation elongation factor 1 complex
Molecular function (GO): guanyl-nucleotide exchange factor activity; translation elongation factor activity
Source: RefSeq, a predicted model, not a curated record
AAGCCUUGCAUUCGAUAAGUUUGUCGUCAAUUUCCGUCAGCCGACCAGAGGGCGGAGCUGAGGUCGGCCCAGCCCGGAGGCGGGAAGGACAACUUGGACCCGCAGUUCCGCCGGAAGUGGCCUGCAGCCUCGAGGCCGAGCGUCUUCGGUCAUCUCCGGCGCUUCUAGGGGCGGUUCCCGUCAUCUUCGGGAGCCGUGGAGGUACGAACUUAAGACAUGCCCAUUUUAUUAAUUUAUUUCCAAACGCAGCGAAAGGUCCAGGGACAAUUUGUGGGCCGUUUAAUUCAGGGCCCCCAAUUCGUACGUGGAGAAGUGGGAAUGCUAACGUACUUUGACCUUUAACCUUCGGUCCGGUGCGGUGGAGGGAAACGCCUCCGUCUCUAUAUAAGGAAUUUUCCGGCUUCUGUGGGCCCUUUUUCUUCUCUUCAGCGCGGGGCGCCCACAACUUGUGCGCUCUCUUUCUGCUGCUCCCCAGCUCUCGGAUACAGCCGACACCAUGGGUUUCGGAGACCUGAAAAGCCCCGCCGGCCUCCAGGUGCUCAACGAUUACCUGGCGGACAAGAGCUACAUCGAGGGGUAUGUGCCAUCACAAGCAGAUGUGGCAGUAUUUGAAGCCGUGUCCGGCCCACCGCCUGCUGACUUGUGUCAUGCCCUACGUUGGUAUAAUCACAUCAAGUCUUACGAAAAGGAAAAGGCCAGCCUGCCAGGAGUGAAGAAAGCUUUGGGCAAGUAUGGUCCUGCUGAUGUGGAAGACACUACAGGAAGUGGAGCUACAGAUAGUAAAGAUGAUGAUGAUAUUGAUCUCUUUGGAUCUGAUGAUGAGGAGGAAAGUGAAGAAGCAAAGAGGCUGAGAGAAGAACGUCUUGCACAAUACGAAUCAAAGAAAGCUAAAAAACCUGCACUUGUUGCCAAGUCUUCCAUCUUACUAGACGUGAAACCUUGGGAUGAUGAGACAGAUAUGGCAAAAUUAGAGGAGUGUGUCAGAAGCAUUCAAGCAGACGGCUUAGUCUGGGGCUCAUCUAAACUAGUUCCAGUGGGAUACGGAAUUAAGAAACUUCAAAUACAGUGUGUAGUUGAAGAUGAUAAAGUUGGAACAGAUAUGCUGGAGGAGCAGAUCACUGCUUUUGAGGACUAUGUACAGUCCAUGGAUGUGGCUGCUUUCAACAAGAUCUAAAAUCCAUCCUGGAUCAUGGCAUUUAAAUAAAAGCUUGAAAGAUUA